Molecule: messenger RNA, 324 nt
Organism: Staurois parvus
Lineage: Eukaryota; Metazoa; Chordata; Amphibia; Anura; Ranidae
Source: the annotation of a GenBank genome assembly
AUGGGUGUGGAAUGGUUUGGUUUCGGAUAUGCGGCUCUAGUCGCCACUGGAGGAGUUAUGGGCUAUGUAAAAGCAGGUAGUGUUCCAUCUCUCGCUGCUGGUCUGCUCUUUGGAAGUCUGGCUGGUGUAGGGGCCUAUCAGAUGUCUCAAGAUUCCAAAAAUAUUUUACUUUCAUUGAUUGCAUCAGGAACAUUAGCUGGCGUUAUGGGUUACAGGUUUUACAACUCUGGAAAACUCAUGCCAGCUGGAAUUAUUGCUGGUGCCAGCUUGCUAAUGCUGGGUAGACUGGGAUUUAAAAUGUUGCAGAAACCACAUGAUCCUUGA